Molecule: messenger RNA, 2507 nt
Organism: Cryptotermes secundus
Lineage: Eukaryota; Metazoa; Arthropoda; Insecta; Blattodea; Kalotermitidae
Product: prolactin-releasing peptide receptor
Exons: 7
Coding region: 247-1575 (442 amino acids)
Biological process (GO): neuropeptide signaling pathway
Cellular component (GO): membrane
Molecular function (GO): neuropeptide receptor activity
Source: RefSeq, a predicted model, not a curated record
UUGAACGAAGCAAAUCUUGUUUCCGCGCAUUGCGAUUCGCGCGCAGAACUCCCACACACUGAAUCAGAUCCUAACAACCCGCUUUACAGUAAAUAUUUGUAUUUCGGCGUUUAGAUGUCAUUGUAUUUGCACUCUGAACAACUUAUCGUUAUAAAUAAUACAUUUCCGUGUUGAUUAUAUAACACCGUGUUGCGGUAUUUCAGAUUUUUGUGUUAUUAUCUAGAAUUUGUUUCCACGGUGAGCAAAAUGCGUGUUGAAGAAAUGAAUGGAAUCCCUGACAAGUGGCUGAAUGUAGUUGCACAGUUUGUCAUGGGUUUAAGAAACGAUUCAGGGUUGGAUUUUAGCAAACCGCACCUUCGUCCAUCCGUAGCACGUGUGUUUCCUCUGUUCGUGUUUCUAUAUGCCUUGGUUGUAGCAGUGGGCACUAUAUCCAACCUUGCAGUAAUAUGGACUGUUGCCAAGCACAGACUCUACCGGAAUCCAACAUACGGCUACAUUAUCAACUUGGCCAUUGCAGAUAUCAUCAAAUGCGUUCUUGUGUUACCGAUUUCACUCACCAUUCUGUUAGUCCAGAACUGGAUCUUCGGCAGCUUCCUCUGCUUCUUCUUGCCAAUGUUACAGGACAUUCCGUUGCACGUGUCCAUGCUGAGCUUCCUACUCAUCGCCGUGGACCGCUACCGCCUCAUGCUGGACCCCACGAAGCCAAGGAUGCCGUCCUUUGUGUGCGCCCUGGGCACCUGGCUGCUUGCAGUCUGCAUCGUGCUGCCGUACCCUAUCUACAUCACCUACCUGGACCUCGGGAACUUCAUUCAGAAUCAUUUUGAUGGUGUUGGCAUCUGCGCCGUGAACCUGGUUGAUGACAUGCAGGAGUACAUGCGUGGGCUCUUCAUAGUCAUGUAUGUGCUUCCCCUAACUGUCAUCUCUUACCUCUACGUGCGUGUCUCCAGAGAGCUGAAGGUACAAGAGGGCCCCCUCGCUGUCAUGAUGUACGAGGCCCGAAACCGAGAGGACGGCUCGCGUACGGAUUCGACAUGCCAGGACUUCAGGGGCAGUCAGCAGGAUUGUGAGGACAGUCAUUACUCUUGCCGUGGUCACGGCGUCAGAUCUGGGAACUACGAUAUGUAUGAAGCUGAACUGGACGUUCGCAAAGAGAAGAGAAAUCAGAAGUAUCUCAUCUCCAUGGUAACCAUUUUCGCCAUAUGCCUGUGUCCACUGAUGGUACUCAGAGUGGCGAAGCUGGCUCUGGCGGAGACUUACGAGAACAGCGGACACUUCGACAUCACCUUCAUGCUUUUCGUCUGGAUCGCUUUCCUGCCGACCUGCACAACCCCCUGCCUCUUUGCGUCUUGGAGAAUGAGCCGAAUUGCUAAGGAGCGUCUCCGGGGUUACUUCCGGUUUAGUAACCGGAAAAUACGUCGUGGUUGUGACACUGCUGUUCAGGGCCCACAGCAACGCUCUGUCCACGUGCACAACAUGGCGUACAAUGAGCGCGGCGUAGGUGAGAACGGCAUUUGCAUUGCUGAUGUGAGUCUCGAAGCAAAGCACCACUACCAACAUGACCUCACCUCUUCCUGAUGCCACAUCAAUGACAUGAUACAUUAACACUCGAGCUGCCGUAGCGUGAGGCUUGAGGCACUGAUCUGAGGUUGCAGAUAGAUAAAUGCGCGGCAAUUCUCUCUUCCUGUUUCACGCGUAAUAAUGUUCUUCGAAGUUACGAACAAACUUCUGUAUAGCAUAGGUGCUGGGAAAUGGCUUAACGUGUUGUACGAAUAACAACUCCAGCCGUUUAAAAAUAACAGUCUCAUCUUUAAGAGAAGAACAGGAAAUUAAUCUUUAUAAUAACAGUUUCCCCACAUAUUUAUUUUUUAGUACUAUACCAAAUUUCAAGAUGCAGUAGUCUCAGGAAUGUACAACAAUUUCCAAAAUACAGAACUACGUUACACCUAAUCAUUUAUCCAGUUGCAUCUUACUGCAGUUGAGCUUCUACCGACUUGCUCUAUAAAGAAGAGUCCUACUUCAGAAGCUGAUAGUUAUUCAGCUGCUCAAGAAAUUACCGCAUCGACAUAACCAAGAUUCUCAUUUCUCUGUUGACAUGAGCUUGCCACUAGACUCUGUCCUCAGCCAGGAGAACGUAGUCCGUAUCCUCAAGCCAUAUUUCACUACAAUUAUUUUAAUAUUAUCCCCACAUCUGCUCCUGUAUCUCCAAAAUACAAUAUUGGACAGGUAAUGGUGCAGUAGAAUUCAAACAUUCCUUAAAAUAUAAAAAUUGUGGUCAAUUUUGAUGGAAUAAUUAUUACAUGACAUCUAUGCAAUAAGCAUUACAGAUAUGCUAGAAUUUAAAAAUACAAACUUCAAGUUAUUAGGCUCUGCAGUAAAUAGAAUGUUGAACUGAUAUUUGUCUAUAUUCAGAAGUCGCCACUGCGUUUUUGUUGUAAAUUCCAAACCUUUAAAUAUUAUCCUUAUUAUUAAAACACCGUUCAAUAUUGAAAAAAUAUUUUUUAAAAUAU